ACAUGUACAGCCUGUGGGUGUACGCGGCGCCUCGACAACCAAUUACGAGCCGUAGUGCAGACGCUGAUAAGUAAGGUUACAUUGUAACUUUUUGGUUACCUGUCUGCAUCAAGGUGCACGUCUCUCCAAUUAUCUCCUGGGGCCGGUCAGUUCUCUGCUGGACUUACUGCAUGGUUGGGUUUCCCGUUCAUUAAAACUAAAUGGGACUCCUGGGGCAAACCCUCCUCUUGUGCUGCCUGACUUUGGAAGCCUUUGCAACAGGACACAAGGCUGCGCAACCGACGGUGACAACGAAGUAUGGAAAACUGCGAGGGGAAACUGUGUCGGUAAAGGAGACAGACCGGAAAGUGGACACGUUCCUUGGAAUCCCAUUUGCGAAGCCACCGGUUGGAGAAUUGAGGUUUGAAUCUCCCGAGCCACCAGAGCCUUGGAGCUCUGUCCGGGAUGCCACUAAAGAACCAGCCAUGUGUAUACAAAAUGAAAAGAUUUCGAAAGACCUACUGGAAAAGUUUGGGGUUAAGUUUGACCUGCCUCCUGUUUCAGAAGACUGCUUGUACCUAAAUAUUUUCAGUCCACAAGGCAGAGAAAUGAAUUCCAAAUUACCAGUCAUGGUUUUUAUACACGGAGGAGGAUUUUCCAUGGGGGGGGCGACCAUGUCUAACGGAGCUGCUUUAAGUGCCUAUGAGAACGUUGUGUUUGUGUCAAUCCAAUACCGUCUCGGAAUCCCGGGAUUCUUUAGUAACGGAGAUGACCAAGCACGUGGCAACUUUGGCUUUUUGGACCAAGUGGCUGCUCUACAGUGGAUCCGCGAGAAUAUCGAAGAUUUCGGAGGUGACCCUGAGUCUGUCACCAUUUUCGGGGAGUCGGCGGGUGGUGUGAGUGUUGCUGCUCUGGUUUUAUCUCCUUUAUCCAAAGGUUUAUUCCACAGAGCCAUAGCUGAGAGUGGAGUCGCAUUAAUUCGGGGGCUGUUCGCCACUAAAUCUGAAGAUUUACUUCCAAUCCGAAAUCUUGUUGCCAAUAUAUCUGGUUGCGAUCUUGGAACUUUGGUGAAAUGUUUGAAGAGGAAAACAGAAGAUGAACUCAUCUUGAUUUCCGAAUUAAUGGUGACAGCGGCCCUGCCUGCCUGCGUGGACGGAGUAUUUAUGCCCAAACCGCCUGAGGAGAUUCUGGCCAACAAAGAGGGUAACAACGUACCCUUCAUGAUUGGCAACAAUGACCACGAGUUCAGCUGGAUGAUUCCAGAGGCUUUUAACAUCAGCGGACUGACAGAAGGAACAGAUAAGGAGACGGUCCUUGCAUUUCUGAAAACCUUUCCAUGGAUGGUUUUGAGCAACAAAUCCAUUCCGUUGGUGAUGGAGGAAUACUUCGGUGAUAGCAACGAUCCUCUGGAAAUCCGAGAUCGGUUUCUCGAUUUGAUAGCGGAUAUAAUGUUCGUUAUGCCGGCGCUCAGGACUGCCAAGUAUCACCGAGAUUCCGGAUUCCCGGUUUACUUUUACGAAUUCCAGCACCGGGCGUCAAAGUUUAAAGAUUCCAGACCAGAGUUUGUGAAGGCAGACCACGGGGACGAGCUCUUCUUUGUCCUUGGAGGCCCAUUCCUGAGUGGAAAUGUCUUGUUUCAAGGUAGCGCAACAGAAGAAGAAAAAAGACUUAGUAAACAUAUGAUGAAAUACUGGGCCAACUUCGCUCGGAAUGGAGACCCCAACAGUCCGGAUCUGGCAUAUUGGCCAAAGUAUGAAGAAGAUGAGGCUUAUCUGGAAAUUCAAUUAAAACCAAAGUCAUCCAGGAAGCUGAGAGAGAACCGGUUUGUAUUCUGGACCAAGACUCUCCCUGAGAAAAUCCAAAAGAUCUCAGAAGAGGAAGACGAUCACAUGGAACUGUAGAUCGUCUGGAUAAAAGGAAUCGUAACGCUUGAGUCAGCAGAAGGGUUUUUCUGUUCUUAUGACAGGAGGUCAGACUAACUGAUCAUCUACACGUAACUGUUUAGUUUACUUCACCAUUUUAACAAGAAGAUUGUAACACUGAUUCAGUCCAGACUGGGACAUAAAAUAGGUUCUGGCCCUUUAAGGCCAGCAGCCCACUGGUGAGAGCCAUGCAGUGCCCAUGAAUAGCGGGUGUGAAGAAGGAUUUUCCUAAAUAACGCCUCGUUUUUGGGGCUCUUGUUGUAAAGCACCUUUCAGUUUUUUUCAAGGGUCUCACCUGUAAAAGACAAGCAGCGCCGGGUCUACACAACCCUAGUCCUCAAAAUCUGCAAGCAGGCUUUUUUUACUGGAUAUUCAAGCUUAGACAAAGAUAUAUAAAUUAAAAAUGUCAUGAAACUAAAUGUUUUCAGGCAGAGCUACACAGAAGUUGGGUUUGCAGCCCUGGAGGACUAGAGUUGGACGGACCCAAUACCAGAAAAGUAUGAGUUUUGCAGGGUGGACAAUGGGCCACCAACCUGUCCUCAUUUGCUUCCAGAUUAAAAUCAUUGCUCAAGGCAAGACCAGCAUUUGUUGAUAUUCUCUUCCUUAAUGAUGGUCCAUAGAAUAGGGUUAGAGUAUACCCUGAGCAGAUCUUUUCACCUCCUCCUUCAUCAUCCAUCUUUCAAGAAGUAAUGUACCGUUGAGCUCCUCUCUGAUUUCACACGUGUCACUGUAAACAUUGAAUAAAAUACGAUUUACACCGAA
Spea bombifrons (plains spadefoot toad) is the source of this 2663-nucleotide messenger RNA. RefSeq names its product fatty acyl-CoA hydrolase precursor, medium chain-like. The transcript has 13 exons. The coding region runs from base 201 to 1880 and encodes 559 amino acids. Lineage: Eukaryota; Metazoa; Chordata; Amphibia; Anura; Pelobatidae. The record is from RefSeq and is a predicted model, not a curated record.